Messenger RNA from Phragmites australis (common reed), 1990 nucleotides. Its product is annotated as probable F-box protein At3g61730. Gene Ontology annotation, biological process: reproductive system development. The record is from RefSeq and is a predicted model, not a curated record. The transcript has 8 exons. Gene Ontology annotation, molecular function: protein binding. Bases 327 to 1514 code for a protein of 395 amino acids. Lineage: Eukaryota; Viridiplantae; Streptophyta; Magnoliopsida; Poales; Poaceae. Gene Ontology annotation, cellular component: nucleus.
UACAUAGUUGUUUCUUUACAAAGGCGUGUUUCUGAUUUUAGAUUUUAGUGUGAAUAAUAUCCACCAUGUACUCUUCUUUUGCAGGAUCAAAAAACGCUUCGCAUGUUUAGAUUCUGAAGCAACCGUGGCGUUAUGCUGCAAGUCGGUGCGCUCAGUCCACUGACUUGUGGGCCCCAGCGAGGGUCUCCGUGGACCCACAAGUCAGUUCAAUCACGCCUCCCCUAACCUUCCAGCCAUUUCAAAUUUCGAACCCGUGUCGCUCCCCGGCGCCUAUAUAUACACGCGCUCCUCGCCCACACGCAGCACACUGCGCCUCCCACCGCUGCAUGGGCAAAGCCAUCUCUCUUCUCCGGCCACCGCAACCGCCACGAGAGGACAGCGAGAGGGAGAAGGUGAUGGAGCUGAGGAAGCGCCCGAGGCCGCCGCGCGUCGACCCGGACUUCGUCUCGUCCCCGCCGCCCUUGCCGCCGAGGAAGCGGGCGCGGAAGCAGGCUGCGGGGGCGGCGAAGAGGCAGCCGCAGAGGAAGAGGGCGUUGUGCGCGUGCCUGGGGAUCGGGAGCCCGGUCGCGGGGUUUCAUCCUGCGAUGUGCGUCCGGCAGGCGGCGCCGCUCCCUCCGCGCACGUCGACGCGCGUCCUCUUCCGCCCUCGCCAUCCCUUCAACUGGUACGAGCCGGACAUGUGGACGGAGGUGGUCAAGCACCUGUGCGGCUUUGACCUUGUGCGCCUCUCCCGCACCUGCCGCUGGUUCCGCCGUCUCCUCGCCGACGACUCCAUCUGGCGCUACGCCUUCUUCCGCGACCUCGGCCUCCCCGCCGCCAACCCGAACACUCCUCCUCGCCCGCUCCACCGCUCCUGGCGCCACCUCUACUUCGCCGCCUUCAGUGGCCUCCACGCGUACUAUAUCCGCGAGAGGAACAAGCACGUCGAUGGGUGGCGGGUCGGGGGAUUCCUGCUGGAGUCGCCGCACGUGCUGCUGACAGGGAAGCUGCCGUUGCCGUUGCCGAGGUGGUUCCCUCAUGAUGCUGACGGCGUGCGGCUCGCCAUUGAGGUGAUGGGAGCCUGCGUGCUCUCCGACGCCCGCCCCGGAAUCUGGAUUGCCGACAUGCAUGUGAUGAGAUGCCCCGUGUGCAACCUCAACAACUGCGAUGGGACGAUACAGGUUCUGGACGCACGGCACUCUGAGCUGUUCCUGGAGGAGGCGUUCUGGGAUGGGACCUUGGAGUACGAGGACAUCGGCGAACACUUCGUUGACGAGGAGGUGGCCGCCGCCUUGUGUGCCAUCUUCAACGUCAAGCGCCUCUCUUCCCCGUCGACUGCCUGUGUUCUCAACACCCAGUCCUGGAUCAGAAAGCGCGACGACCUGCAGCCCAGGACGCAUGGCACCGCAUACGCUGCUGCCGUCAACUCCAACCUCCAGCGCAACCAUGGGCUGCUGACGAGGUUCAAGGCGAUGCGGGACACGACCAGGGACGGGCAGAUUGUGUCCAUAAGGAUCUCGCAGCAGCUCUUCUGAUUAUUCGCUCGGUUCGUUUCUGGCGCUCCACCGUACUGUAGAAAUCUCUUCAUCUCUGGUUGCUGCCUGUGAUUAUUGCUACUGUCACGGAUACUCAGGAAGGGUAUACGAAGAUACUAGAGUAGGUCUGGCCUCUCUGUUACUGCUACAUCGGUGUCUAGGCUGUAGAGAUAACCUGCAUUGCGGUACAACACAGAUUGAAGAAAACCUGAAAAAUCUUUUCUGAUGCUCGUAUUGUUUCUGGUCAUCCGAACUUAGGGCGAGCUGGAUGAUACGGUGAAUUGGAUUGUGAAAGGAACUAGUAGCCUGAGGAUGUGGCGUUGUGAAUGUUUUGGUAUAUACGUAGUUUGUUCUGUAUGCAAUCUGCAACCGAUGAACAGCUGCGCGUAUUCGGUUUUUCUUCAGUAAUUCUUGGCAGUGGCUGGUUGCUAUAUGCUCUUUGUAUAUCUAUGUGAUCAUCAUAGGUUGCAGCAUAG